UGCACUACAAAACCAGAAACCCCAACACACCAAACCCUUCACAUUCUCGAAUUCUUGGGGCGUGGGAGAAGCCUCGGCGGAAUUGGCUCCUUUUUAGGGUUCCGAUCUCAUGGUUAAGCAGCGGGAUUCGACGCGUAGAUGCUCCCCGCGGUGGAUCCCUCGGCCUUGCUGCGGUUCGUGCUCUCCGCGAUCUUGAUCUUCUCAGGAGCGCUCCUCCUGGUGAAGCGGGCCGCCUCCAGGUACUUCGUCGUCGACGCCGGCUUCGAGGCCGGGUCGGGGUUCGAAGGGCCGCGGCGGGCGAUGUGUGUCGGCGAGGAAGACGGUUGCGCCGCCUGCGGGCGGCCGGCGACCAAGAAGUGCUCCCGGAGCAUGGCGGUGCGCUACUGUUCACAGGCAUGCCAAUCGAAGCAUUGGAAAUCUGAUCGUAGGUUCUGUUGCGAGCAGUCAAAGUCAACAGUUGAGGUUACUUUAUCAGAAAGUCAACAGUUUAGUUCUAUCUCACUGAUGCCAGCUUGUGGAACCAGAAAUAUCCUCCAAAAAUCAACAAAGAUUCUUUUCCCUUAUGAAGAAUUCAUGAAACUUUUCAAUUGGGACAAUCCAGGAUUUACACCUUGUGGACUUGUGAAUUGUGGGAACAGUUGUUUUGCUAAUGUGGUUCUACAGUGUCUCACAUCCACUCGACCACUUAUGGCAUAUUUAUUGAAGAGAACCCACAGUAGAGAAUGUAAUGUCAGCAAGAGGGAUGGUUGGUGUUUCUUAUGUGAGCUUCAAUUUCAUGUUCAAAGGGCUAGAGAGAGCAUGCAUCCUUUUUCACCUAUCAAUAUUCUUUCUGGUUUGCAUAACAUUGGUGGCAACCUUGACUACAGUAGACAGGAGGAUGCUCAUGAAUUUAUGAGGUUCGCAAUUGAUAGAAUGCAAUCAGUUUGCCUUGAUGAAUUUGGAGGUGAGAAGACUGUUGAUACUAGAACCCAAGAAACGACUCUUAUUCAAUACAUUUUUGGUGGUCGUCUUCAAUCUCAGGCUUACUCAGUUAUGACAACUAAUUUUACCUUCCAUAUCAGGCUGCUGGAGUUACUGGUGACUUGCACAAAAUGCAACAUGGUGUCUAAUCGUUUUGAGAAUAUGAUGGAUUUGACUGUCGAAAUCCAAGGGGACGUCGAAUCUUUGAAGGAAUGCUUAGAUCAAUUCACUAUAAAGGAAUGGUUAGAUGGGGAGAACAAGUACAAAUGUGAUGGGUGCAAUGACUAUGUUAAAGCUUGGAAGCGUCUUACAGUUAAUCAGGCUCCUAAUAUUCUCACAAUUACACUGAAGAGAUUUCAGAGUGGUAGGUUUGGAAAACUGAAUAAGAGAGUUACUUUCCCUCAAAAUUUGGAUCUUACUCCAUAUAUGAGUGAAGAUGGUGAUGGCACCGACAUAUAUACACUAUAUGCUGUAGUCGUUCACUUGGACAUGCUGAAUGCUUCAUUCUUUGGCCACUAUAUUUGCUACACAAAAGAUUAUCAUGGACGUUGGUAUCGAAUUGAUGACUGUGAGGUCAUUAAUGUGGAAGUGGAGGAUGCUCUUUCUGAACGUGCAUAUAUGCUCUUAUAUAGCAGGAAAACUGCUCGCGGGGAGCCUUAUCUGUGCCCUCCAGGGAAUACACUAUUACCUGAAACUGAUCAGAAGGCAUCAAUAACUUCUGAGGUAGCUAAGUUCAUCAGUGCUUCAUGCCAUUCUCCCAAACUUAUCUCUCUUCCAAAUCCUGGUGAAGUUCCAGAAUUGCAUGAUAGCGGACAUGACAGAGGGUUCUCGGCUCAUGUUGAUUCUUCAAGGGUCAAAAAGUUGGACAAUGUGGUUAUGGUGGAUACACCUGUCGAUAAUGUGGUUGCUGGUGCAUCUUCGGACGUAAAGCCAAUGCUCCUACAUAGAGGAGAUAUUGAUGAUCCUUCAUCUAGUUCAUCGUCAAUUGAAGAUCUUGAAGAAGGGAACGAUAGUCUUUUCUCUUUUGUGACCAAGGAUCACAUGUCUGUUGGCUAUAGGCAAUUAGAUUCGCCAGAUAUUUCAUGCAUAGAAGUUCAUUUAGAAAAAUGUCAAGAACCCUUUAGUUCCGAUGCAGGGAAUGGUACGGGAAAAAGUGGAGCAAGUGGCAUUGGAGAAAGACCCGUUGAGUUUAUGUGUGCUUUGGAUAAAUCAAUCAAUUUUCUGGACAUUGCCGCAGCUACCGAGAAGGCUUUUGCUUCUACUACUGCCGCAAGCAUGGAACUAGAUAAUUCAGAUGAUUCAAUAACUGGCUCAGAAGAAGCAGGGGGAACUUGCAGGGCAUCCGAUCCUGCUGACACAGUUAAUAGUUUGGAUGGCAACAUGGCAUCUUCAUAUCAGGAAAAACAUUUCAAUGGCAAACCUAAACCCCUGUUCCCCCCUGGUUUUCUUGAUAAGUCUGGGCGAAAGAUGUCUCAGGUUAGUGCUGAAAAAACUCAAGUUGAGAGUUAUUCUGAUGGUCUUGUUCCCAAGAGCAUUAGAGAAAAACCCACUGAACCCAUGUAUGCUUUGGAUGAAUCACUCAAUCUUGUGGACACUGUAGUUGCAAUCACCAAGCAGGCUCCUAUUGCCUCCCUGCCUACUUCAAGCAUUGGACCGGAGGCUUCAGUACCUAGAUCAGAGGAUGCAGUGGAAACUGUCAAGGCAUUGGAUCCUACCAGCAAAGUUCGUAGUAUGGAGGACACAUCCUAUGGACACAAAGGCAAUAAGGCAUCAUCACUUCUGGAAAAUGAUUCCAAUGGAAAACCUAAACCCCUAUUUCCACGUGGUUUUCUUCACGAGUCUGGAAGAAAGAUGACUCAGGGUGCUACCGAAAAAGCUCGUGUUCAAAGCCACCCUCAUGCUCCCAAGAACAUUAGAGAGAGACCCAAAGAGCCCAUGUGUGCUUUGGAUGAAUCACUAAAUCUCAAGGAUGUUGCUGUUGCAAUCACCGCCGAGGCGCCUAUUGCUUCCGUUACUUGUUUAAGCAUGGGACUGCAACCUUCAGAUGAUUCAGUACCUGGAUUGGAAGACGUAGUUGAAAGUGGCAGUUCAUCAAGUCCUACUAAUUUGGAGGACAUGAUCAUGAUCUAUAGAAAUGAAGGUAAGAAAGCGUCAUUCUGUCAAGAAAGUGGUUCCAUCGGAAAACCUAAGCCACUAUUUCCCCGUGGUUUUCUUGACAAGCCUGUUAGAAAGAUGUCUCAGGAUACUGCUGAAGGUUUAACCCAAGCUGGAAGCCAUUCUGAUGCUCUUGUUGCCAAGGAAAAUAGUUUCUGCAAUGAACAUUCCGAUCUCAGAUCUUCCUGCACGUGCAACAAAGUUGUCAUUCCCGGUGAAGCAUCACUCGUCGCUGACGGUCUUCUGAAGAGGUCACUUAUGAAAUCAUCAGACAAGAAGAAGUAUAUGCGAAAAAGGCCCUGCAAACUUGAACAGUCAUGCAAAGCUGAUCACUAUGGUUUGGCAGAACAUUCAUCCGAUUGUAGACUAGAGAGUGCCUGCCCCACCAGCUGCCAGCUUUCUCAGUAAAACCGACAAGGAGAAGUGUGUUUAUUGAUGGCCAGGCAGUUUGAGUUCCUUUAUUUUUUUUUUUUUAAGAUGAUGGUAAUUUUGACUUUUGAUUAGAUCACGGGGAAAUCCAAGCGCCGACAACCAUUUUUUGGUGGUUGAAUCCCAUUGUUCCGUCGGAGGAUUUAUGGCCCAAUUGUUAGUAGUUUUAAUUUUUAAUUUUGAGGCAUGGCUUCACUGAACAAAGCAGUUGAGGAGGUGGGUAUCUGGGUUUCCGCAGUUUGCAGAAUCUCAGAUGCUCUCCUGAUGCCAUGGCGCAUCCCCCACAACUAAAAUACCACCAUACAAUUUAUAUUUGAUUCUUGUUAUAUUUUGGUUGAUACAGAGAAGGAAGGAUGUCUGAGACCUGAUUACCUUUUAUCAGAGUAAAUUUCAUGUCAAUGUGUUGCUUAUCA
This is a messenger RNA of Musa acuminata AAA Group (dessert banana), 3956 nucleotides long. RefSeq names its product ubiquitin carboxyl-terminal hydrolase 19-like. The record is from RefSeq and is a predicted model, not a curated record. The transcript has 12 exons. Lineage: Eukaryota; Viridiplantae; Streptophyta; Magnoliopsida; Zingiberales; Musaceae. Gene Ontology annotation, biological process: protein deubiquitination. Gene Ontology annotation, cellular component: cytosol; nucleus. Gene Ontology annotation, molecular function: cysteine-type deubiquitinase activity. The coding region runs from base 139 to 3522 and encodes 1127 amino acids.